UGUGUCAAUGUCAUUUAUAUUUUGUAUCCAUUGAGGAUAAAAUCUGAUCGAUAUUACCAUUUGGUGUUUAUUUUAUAUAUGUUAGGAACUGUACCUGCAAAAUUUUGUCAUUUAAUUGGUCGGUUGCUACUUAAUAUUCAGAAUGACAGCUCCUAUGGAAAGGAUUCAAAUUCUUGAUGAUAUUGAAAAAGAUAUCAUAACAUGCCUACAAUGUGCUGCUCAAGCAUUGUUGGAGUUGAGUAAAGAAAAGUCUGGUCAAAAACAAGCAGAAACAAAUACUUCACAGUUUUUGAGGACAUUAAGUCAGGUGGAAAGUAAACUUAGCGAUCAGAUAAACUAUCUGACUCAAGUAUCUACUGGACAACCACAUGAGGGAUCAGGAUAUGCAUCUCAAAAAGUUUUGCAAAUGGCUUGGCACCGAUUAGAGCAUGUGCGCUCCUGGGUUAACGAGUUGGAUCGUUUGAAAGCUUCUCAUCUCACUGCAUCUCGAUCAGUAUCAGGAAAUGUUCAGAAUGGCAACAUGACAUCAUCGGGAACCAGCACUUGAUACUAACUUUGUCCACUCCAAGUUUUUACACUAGGAACAAGACUUUUUUCAUAUACUUACGCAUUUUACAUGCACAAUGUGUUUCAAAUAUAGUAAUGUGAAGUUCUAAUUAUAGUUAUAAGUUUAGCUGCUAUAGUUAUGUGAAAACAAAGAAUACUGCAAUAAAUGUUUUCUUUAAACCCAACAUGUAUUGUGUUAGCAACUGUUGUACUUUUAGAAUUUAAUUGCUCAUUCUUAGUAAUUAUACAUAUUACAAAAGUGAAAAUAAUUCUGACUGUCCAGCUUUGGCACCAAAACUACUAAAGCUAUCAUUUUAAUAAAUUACUGAUUAUUAAAAUGAUAUUUGAUGCACAGGUAGUCUACAGAAAGGGCAUAGGCUGCUUUAAGAUGUGCAGAGUUCAAGUUCAGUAAAAUGUAAUUCUUCUACAUAUAAUUUAAGCUCUAUUUAUGCAAUACAUGUGUACCAGUUAUUUAGGAAACUGGCAUAGCAUUGUUUACCAUUUUCAAAUAAUCUUGAUUGCAAAAUUAUAAAUGUAAAAUGAGUUGCAUUACAAUUUAUCACUACAGAAAAUCACUGCUGUAAUGUUUUUUUUUUUUUGAAUAAGUUGUUAUUUAUAGGUACAUAACAAAAUAGCAAUAGUAACAAACUAUACACAUAAAACUAUUGUAGCUUGCUAUACUAUUGAAAAGGUAUUUACUCCCAAUAAAAGAAACCCAUGGAUUUAA
Messenger RNA from Helicoverpa armigera (cotton bollworm), 1273 nucleotides. RefSeq names its product mediator of RNA polymerase II transcription subunit 11 (gene MED11). NCBI's taxonomy places the organism in Eukaryota, Metazoa, Arthropoda, Insecta, Lepidoptera, Noctuidae. The record is from RefSeq and is a predicted model, not a curated record. The transcript has 2 exons. Gene Ontology annotation, biological process: regulation of transcription by RNA polymerase II. Gene Ontology annotation, cellular component: mediator complex. The coding region runs from base 143 to 547 and encodes 134 amino acids. Gene Ontology annotation, molecular function: transcription coregulator activity.